UAAAAGAGACGAAGAACAGGUGACGACAUCGUUGUCAUACUCGUGAUUUCAUAACACGCCAUUUUCUUUGUGUGAAGCUGACCGAGAGAAAUUUCACUUACUGUUUUCUAACUAAUUCGAGGGCGCUUGUUUAAUCUCUGAUGCUAAAUCUCAAUUGUCGAGAUCGCGUGUUGACAGGUUUUCAAGCAUCGCAGUUAAACGGAUUCUAUUUUGUGUCUGUCUAAUUACACAUUAACCGCCAAAAACAACGUAUUUGGAACGUCUCCGAGCAAUGAUUUUUUUCAAGUAAUGUACAUACGUCAUUGCAAGGGGAGUACUUUUCCCAUUCACGUUCAAUGAUUCACUAAAAAAAAGUCAUCUACCCGUGACAUUCGGACCAGUGUUUUGCGUUCGCAUCGUUUUAUAGUGCGAUUUCACGUUCGUAGACUGUUGCAUGCUAAUAGGAUAUUUAUUUAAGAUCAAGAAAUAACUGUCUAACAAAAUAUUCAGUUUAUAAUUCUAAUUAUAAAAGUUCACAAUGGCUUCUCAUAAGAAACUACUGCUUAAGGUCAUUAUCCUUGGAGAUUCAGGAGUUGGUAAAACUUCUCUUAUGAAUCAGUAUGUAAGCAAGAAAUUUAGCAAUCAAUAUAAAGCUACUAUAGGUGCAGAUUUUCUUACCAAAGAAGUAAUGGUAGACGAUAGGAUAGUUACUAUGCAGAUUUGGGAUACAGCUGGCCAAGAAAGGUUUCAAUCUUUAGGUGUUGCUUUCUACAGGGGUGCUGAUUGUUGUGUACUUGUAUUUGAUGUUUCAGCACCUAGUAGCUUUAAAUCUUUAGACUCCUGGAGAGAUGAAUUCUUGAUUCAAGCUUCUCCUCGUGAUCCAGAUAAUUUUCCAUUUGUAGUACUUGGAAAUAAAGUUGAUUUAGAAUCCAAAGUGAUUCAUGGUAAGAAAGCACAGCAGUGGUGUCAGUCUAAAAACAAUAUUCCAUAUUUUGAAACUAGUGCUAAAGAAGCCAUCAAUGUUGAACAAGCCUUCCAAACGAUAGCGAAGAAUGCUUUAGCUCAAGAAAGUGAGGUGGAAUUAUAUAAUGAAUUCCCAGACCAAAUUAAAUUGACCAAUGACCAAAGAAACAAUGGCAAGGGUGAUUCUUGUGCUUGCUAGGUCUUGGAGUGGUGAAAAUUUUGGACAAGCACAUAGAUGCACAGGUCAGAUCGUACAUUCGCGUACCUGCGCAUUUUAGGAAAUACUACAUCGAGCUUGACGUGUUUUGGAAGUCUUAAGCAUGCACCUUGGUUUCUUUUACUUAGAUUUCAACCGAAAUAUUUUUAAAGCAUAUUUACAACGUUGAAAAAUUGUUUUCAUUGGAAUUAUGUGAAAUACUGAAAAAAAUAAAGAUAUAUGUAUAUAUGUAUAAGGAAAUUUAUAAGCAAUGCAUUUUAAACAAUAAAAUUAGACAAAUUUUGUACCAAGGAGCAUCCAUUUGGCUUCGUUACAUGAAAGACUAUGUUGUAUUUUAUAUCGUGUGUUUGUGUUGAUACUUGGCUCAUCCAGCAAUACGUUCAACACAUUAUUUCCGAAAAUUGUAAUGCUCUCUUAUUAGGUAUGGCGAACAGUAUGAGCUGCCCUUUUUAAUUGCAUCUUUACAGCUCAUUGUCGAUGUCCUUGUGGGGUAACACCACAAUGUUUUUGAAUCACAUAGAUAUAACUUAUGUUGGGAGGAAAAUUCAUGGGUCGGGAACACACUUAGCAUAACAAUUAGAUCAUCACAAGUUUGCUCAUAAUUCAUUAAGUACAAUCGCAUUUAUUGAGGAGCUCUAGAAAAAUUUUUGUGGGUAUAUUCGUUCGAUUAUUUAUCAAAUCUAACUUUCUGUCAAAUUAAAUGGAAACUUAUGUAUUUUUUAACAGGAUUGAUACAUAUACUGUAAAUAAUUUGAUGCAGUGGGAUUUUUAUUGAAACUUUGCGAUUAUUUAACUACCUCUGAAUUUUUCUAGCAAUGCAAACCUUUCUAAUUGUUAUGUCGCUCGAGAUAUUGCAGUUCUCCAAGAACAUUACAUACAUUGUUCGCAUAAAUUUAAAUAACUGUGAAUUUGUUUAAUAACAUCACAAUGUAUAUGUGAUGGUAUUGCACGAUCAUCUCAAUCUCAAAAGGCUAGUGCGUUUUCGAGAAAAAAAUCCCUUUUUAAAAAUAACUCAAUAAUUGGAUAAUUUGUUAUUUGGUACACUCGAUGCGCCCACAAUACUUGCAUAUUAGUAUUUUCGUGUAUCUUUAAAUUCCUCCCUAAGGUGAGAGUAGUGAGCCGCGUUGCAGUGAUUUUUAAACGUUUUAAUUCUAUGGAAACUAUUCAGAUGUAAUCAUAAAUUUUAUCAAAUAUUGUUUAAAAAGACAUUUUUAUAUUAAACAUAUCAUGCAGUGUAUAGUAGAUAUUUGAUGAAUUAUUUUUAAAAGUUAUAAAUCUUUGCUUUUAUUUUUCUCACAUUCAAUGUUAUUGCAUGUAUUAUACUUUCAAGAUUAUUUAGUUUGUCCAAAAGAAUUCAUUAAUAGUCAAAGGGCAAUUUUAUUGUCAUGUGCAAAUAAUUUUUUUUAUAAAUCAAAUUUUUCAAUGAAAAGACAUUUGUUGUACAGCAACUAUAUUCUAUUGAAUUAAUACGUUUAUAUAAAA
Molecule: messenger RNA, 2641 nt
Organism: Bombus pascuorum
Lineage: Eukaryota; Metazoa; Arthropoda; Insecta; Hymenoptera; Apidae
Gene: Rab7
Product: ras-related protein Rab-7a
Exons: 7
Coding region: 518-1141 (207 amino acids)
Biological process (GO): phagosome-lysosome fusion; endosome to lysosome transport
Cellular component (GO): lysosome; phagocytic vesicle; late endosome
Molecular function (GO): GTP binding; GTPase activity
Source: RefSeq, a predicted model, not a curated record